UCAGUAAACCAAAUUCAGGGAAGUUUUCAAAGUGACACUGCACUCUAUGGAGGUAAAACCGGUGUCAAACAAAUUUUUACCGCACCUUCGCAAUCACACUCACGUAUGACACCAGGAGGACAGACUUUUCUCUGUGUUAUGGGAUCUGUCAUCAGCAUAGCAAUUAGCAUCUGGUUAGCCGCAUUUAGUCGGGAGCCAGGAUGGAGGAGAGCUGUUUUUGCCACUGGUGCUGCUCUUUGUGCUGUGAUGUUCGCCUUCCUCGCAUUCAUGACCAUAAAACGAGCCAAACACCCACCUGAGCCAGAAGCGCUUCCGGACUUAUCGCAACGUCGUUCUACGAUUGGGGCACGAGUCAGUAAGAAAUCUCUACCUACAUCAGGCAUUGGGGGUAGUGACGACUAUCCUACACAAGUUUAA
Messenger RNA from Angiostrongylus costaricensis, 417 nucleotides. NCBI's taxonomy places the organism in Eukaryota, Metazoa, Nematoda, Chromadorea, Rhabditida, Metastrongylidae. The record is from the annotation of a GenBank genome assembly.